AUGGACCCAUAUGAAGACUUAAUUAAAAAAAGUCUUAAUGAACAACAUAUUGAAUUUUACGAAUACUCUUGCUUCAAAGAUGUUAAGCUAAUUGGAGAAGGAGGAUAUGGAAAAGUGUACAGUGCCAUUCUCAAAAGUAACGAAAUCACAGUUGCAAUAAAAUCAUUUAAAAAUAAUGUAGCCAUUAGAGAAGUUGUUAAAGAGCUUAAAUUACAUCGUAGAGUGGAUAUGCAUUCUAAUAUCAUACGUUUACAUGGUGCUACUAAAAAUGAAGAUAAAACAAAUCCGAAUUCUAUACAUUACAUGCUUGUUCUUGAAUAUGCUGAUAGCGGAACUUUAAGAUCGUAUUUACAAAAUAAUUUUAUACAUCUUUCUUGGAAUGAUAAAAUUAAUUUUGCAUUACAAAUUGUCAGUGCAGUUAAAAGUUUGCAUACUGAAGAUAUAGUACAUCGUGAUCUGAAUUCAUCAUUAAAAAUAAAACCUAAACAACAAAUCAUAAAUAGAUAUUUUUCUUCAAAACCAUUAUUAUUUUCAAGUGAACCUUUAAAUCAAAAUAUAUUAAUUCAAAAAAAAAAAAUACCACGUGGAAAAGAAAAAAGUUCUAAUGCUGAUACGUUAAGUCCUCAAACAAAAAAAGUUCUUAAAAGUUUAGGUAUUUUAAGUGCGGGAUUUGGUUACAAAGAUUUAAAUGCUUUUAAAGCAUGGCAUAUGCGAUUGCAGGCACGUACAAAUGAUAUUACGCAUUUUUUUACGGAACCUUCAUCAGAUAAAUUAUUACCAGAUAGAGAUACAAUACCAAGUCUUCCUCCAUUAACGCUAGUGAUCAAUCUUGACCAAACUCUUAUUUAUUCUACUUGGGAUAGAAAACAUGGAUGGAGAACAGCAAAACGACCGGGUGUUGAUUAUUUUUUAUACGCUGCUUCAAAUCUUUUUGAAGUAGUCAUAUUUACUUCCCAGCCUUCUUAUGUUGCUGAACAAAUACUCGCAAAGCUCGAUCCACUUGGCAUGGUUCCAUUUAGACUUUUCAGAGAAUCAACACGAUAUGUAGAAGGAAAGGAUAUUUCCAAAUUAAAUCGAGAUCUAUCUAAAGUAAUAGUUAUGGAUUCUAAUCCUGAUGCUUAUUCUUUGCAACCUGAAAAUGUGAUCACUGUUCCUCCAUGGACAGGGGAUCCUAAUGAUACUUAUCUAGUUGAUAUCAUUCCAUUUCUCGAAGGUAUUUCUUUAUUGUUAUCUGAGGUUCAAGACAUUCGUCCAGUAGUAAAGGAAUUUCAAGGAAAGAACGUUACAAAAUUUUAUCCGGAAUGGGAAGAACAAUGGAAAACAAAGCAUCAACUAGAAUGGGAAAAAGCUAAACCAAAAAAAGAAGGUUUGGCAAGAUUUGUUUCAAUGAUUGGUGGUAGUCAAGUGCAUGAACAAGUAAUGCCUCAAUAUCAACAAGCAUUAAUUCACCGUCAGAUGGUUCAUAGUGAAUUACUAGAACAUUAUAAAUCUAUAAAGGAUAGAGGUCCGGAAUUACAACGUGCGAUAGAUGAUUACGAGAAAAAAAUUCAAGAAAGCAUGAAAGAACAAAAAAUUACGCACUGGCAGUUAUUAACUAAGGGACCACCACAAAUUCCGUUUCCACAACCUGAUCAACCACUACCACCUCAAUCACAAUAA
Dentiscutata heterogama is the source of this 1659-nucleotide messenger RNA. NCBI's taxonomy places the organism in Eukaryota, Fungi, Glomeromycota, Glomeromycetes, Diversisporales, Gigasporaceae. The record is from the annotation of a GenBank genome assembly.